Molecule: messenger RNA, 1275 nt
Organism: Wallemia ichthyophaga EXF-994
Lineage: Eukaryota; Fungi; Basidiomycota; Wallemiomycetes; Wallemiales; Wallemiaceae
Product: Zinc finger and SCAN domain-containing protein 5A
Exons: 4
Coding region: 1-1275 (424 amino acids)
Biological process (GO): regulation of transcription by RNA polymerase II
Cellular component (GO): chromatin
Molecular function (GO): DNA-binding transcription factor activity, RNA polymerase II-specific; RNA polymerase II cis-regulatory region sequence-specific DNA binding
Source: RefSeq, a predicted model, not a curated record
AUGUCUAGUGAACAAGGAAUAUUCAAGUGCGGUACAUGUGGCCAAACAUUUACACGCAGACAACAUGAAAGCAGACACCAAAGAAUUCACACCGGCGAGAAGCCAUACAAGUGCACACACUGCCCAGAGGCAUUCUCUAGAUCAGAUCUUCUCAAUAGACAUAUAUCAAAGCAGCAUCCUUCCGUACCCAUUAUCCCAAAGCGUUCUGCCAACUGUAGACCAGGUUCACGCAAGUCAAUGGACAAGCACCCUGCAUCGAAAGCGCAGAGAAACCGCGAUAAGAUUGUCGAUAAUAACAUGGCAGCUCAACCAAUGACAGCUGAGUCUAGCCACAAUACAUCCAACAACGAUGAAAUAAACAGCUUUAUGCCAACGUUGGUGGAGACUAGCGCACCAGAUGGAAAUAGAAACACAUCCACAGAUAAUAGCAUGAUGUUAUUUAGAUCACUCACUGAUAAUUGGUACAACACAACCAACGUUUCUCCUCAGUCGCCUAUGUCAAUUAUGAUGGCUUCGCAGAACCAAAACCAGAACCUGCAGAGCAACACAGAUUUCAGCACGCAACAUGAACAGCCAUUCGACACUAGCAGCUUCAACUACAACGACGUGAUGUCUACAUUUCUCAACUCACCCUCUAUCAACAUUGAACCAAACUUCAACACUAACACCUUACGAGUAUCCACACCAACGAUGGCGAUAGAGAGUCCAUUUGAAUUGUUUGAGCGACCAGACAGCAGCAAUGUCAGUAAAGAUUUCGUAGCGGCUCUUAAGAGAAGAUCAAGUGAAAACAUACAAGCCAUGUCUUUGAAAAUACCUCAAAGCGAUACCUUUACGAGGCUGAUAGGUGGCGGUAGCCUCGGUGUGAGCACGUUUAAGCUCAACACGAAGAAUAUGCACAAACAGAAAAUGUCUAAGCUUUCACGCAUCGAUGAUAAAGCUCGUUUUGGUAGUAGCAGUAGCAGCAGUAGUAGCAGCAGCAGGGAUGUUGGCGGGGAUGUCGAUCCGUUUGUGAAGAGGGAUAACGAAACGCCCACACCUGAUUACACUUCCAGCACCACACUGUCGUCACCCUCCUCAGCCAGCCUCGUUACACCGGUCGAUUACUCUAAAGGACAGGCACAGCAGGCACAGCAAGCGCUCAACUCAAUACAGAAUCUCAAAAUAGUAGAAGAGAAGGAACGAAAGAGCAAUGAAGAUAAUAAUCUGUACAGCUCACUCUUCUCAGAUGACUUGGAUCCAUUAGCAGCGUCGUCGUUUUUGGAAACGGCGGUGUGA